Messenger RNA from Aspergillus welwitschiae, 8382 nucleotides. RefSeq names its product nonribosomal peptide synthase. The record is from RefSeq and is a predicted model, not a curated record. Gene Ontology annotation, cellular component: cytoplasm. Lineage: Eukaryota; Fungi; Ascomycota; Eurotiomycetes; Eurotiales; Aspergillaceae. Gene Ontology annotation, biological process: secondary metabolite biosynthetic process; amino acid activation for nonribosomal peptide biosynthetic process. The transcript has 4 exons. The coding region runs from base 1 to 8382 and encodes 2793 amino acids. Gene Ontology annotation, molecular function: catalytic activity; phosphopantetheine binding.
AUGGCUCCGAUCGCUUUAUCCACUCCUCAACCAUCUCAUCUUAGCAUCCCUUCCAAGUCUUUCAAGAGCAUCAAAGAUGACACCACCAUAGUCACAAGAGAACCUGCUUCGAUAGACGGCUUUUUGCCUGUUGAAGUGAAGACAGGAGACACAGCAGAGGUAUCUGGAGUACUCUGCACAGCCUUUGGCCUUGCCCUUCGUUGCUAUAAUACCGAAGGCGUGCAUUUUGAAUACCAUCACGAGACAGCAACUGGUUCCAGCUCCACGAAUCUAUUGUUCGAGUUGGACGAGUUCCGCAAAGUUGAGGACCUUCUCCAAGCAGUGAAGGCAACAUUGCAUAGUGCUCGAUCAGCCUUGGAGACACCAGACGAGAAACAGCAAACUCAAUCCUACCAGUCCUUCCGCAGCGCCGUAAUCUUUCGUGAAGAGAGUUUAAAUAGUAAACACAUCUCGCCAUCACCAAAUUUUGACCUCGAACUUCAUGCCACAAAUAGUAGAAAUGGCAUUGAGAUCCACAUGCUCUAUACUCCGUCUACAGUAUCUGAGGACCUUGCAGUCCAUUUGGCCGAUACUCUCCAUCGGACAUUCGAAUUGGUCAACAACCACUCAGAGACUGAGCUUUCGAGUGCAAGCUACUUGGGCCCACUCAGCCAUAAGAGGAUUUUCAACUGGAAUUCCAACGCGCCUAAUGCGGUGAUUGAGUGCGCUCAUGAGCUAGUUAGAAAGACAGCGUCCUUGCAACCACAGGCUCCUGCUAUUGAUUCAUGGGAUGCACAGAUGACGUAUGCAGAGCUGGAUUCUCUGUCAAACCAUCUGGCUACGGUGUUGGUGGAACUGGGAAUCAAGGCCGAGGUGAUUGUGCCUCUGUGUUUUGAAAAGUCUGCAUGGUAUGUCGUGGCGUUGCUUGCAGUACUCAAAGCCGGCGGUGCCUUUGUUCCCCUCGACCCGACGCAUCCCUCAUCACGUCUACGAGAGAUCGUCAGCCAAGUUGAUGCACCGAUUAUUUUGACGACAGCCAAACAUCACGAUCUCUUCGAUGACUUUUCUGUCAAGACAAUGAUAGUCAAUGAAGACACAGUCGGGACAAUAACUAGUGGUGACGGGUGUCUUACUCCAGUCACCGUCACGCCUGAGAAUCUCGCAUAUGUGAUCUUUACCUCUGGGAGCACUGGAAAGCCCAAAGGUACGAUGAUCCAGCACCAGUCCUUCUGCAGUGGGUCUCUGCGACAGGGUGAAGCGGCCAACAUGGGACCUCAUUCCCGGAUAUUCCAGUUCGCUUCAUACAGCUUUGACGUGAGUAUUUUGGAAAUCCUCACGGGCCUUAUAUUCGGCGCCUGCAUCUGUAUCCCGAACGAGCAGCUUGGUCGUGCAGACUUUGUCCAGUCCAUGAAUGACUUUCGUGUCAACUGGGCCUUCUUGACACCGUCGGUGUUGAAGGUGCUGACUCCUGAUCAACUGCCGCUUUUGAAGACUCUGGUACUGGGAGGCGAAGCUAUGUCAGAGUCGGAUAUGAUGACAUGGGCGGGAAGGCUCCAGUUGAUGAAUGGCUAUGGGCCAAGUGAAUGCUCCGUCGCAGCCACUGCCAAUACUCAGCUCAACCCCCAGUCCAGCCCACGGAAUAUUGGUAGAGCAAUUGGUGGCGUAUGCUGGAUUGUUGAUCCGCAAAACCACAACGUGCUUCUCCCUGUUGGCGCCACAGGUGAGCUGAUCAUCCAAGGUCCUAUUGUCUCGCGUGGAUAUAUCAAGAAUCCUGUGAAGACUUCAUCAGCCUUCUUUAGAAACCCGGCUUGGAUGGUGCCGGGUACAUCCUCAAUCUGGAAUCGCUUUUACAAGACUGGUGAUCUGGUACGAUAUGAUGCGGACGGCAUGAUUCACUUCAUUGGGCGUAAGGACCACCAAGUCAAGCUCAAUGGACAGCGUAUGGAAUUAGGGGAGGUAGAGCACCACCUCUGGACAGAUCCAGUCAUCCGUAACGGAAUGGCUCUCAUUCCCUACACUGGUCACUGCAAAUCCCGCUUGGUUGGUAUCGUGUCUCUCCACAAGCAUUUUACAACCGCUUCAAUACAGACACACACGAGUAUUCGCCUGGUAAAUCAUGCCGAGGCCGCAGCAGACACCCAAGCGAUUGCAGAAAGGCUGUCACACCUGCUCCCCACGUAUAUGGUCCCAACCAUCUGGAUUGUCCUGGAGAGUCUUCCACUCAUGUCGUCGGGCAAGAUGGACCGGAAGAAGGUUGGGGAUUUUGUUGCUGAUAUGAGCACCGAGGCCUUCCAACACAUCAUAGGUAACUCAACAAAACCUGGCGACAAGGCGUCUUGGACCAAGACAGAGAUUCUCGUGCAGAAGGUUUGGGCGAAAGCUCUGAACGUACCAGAGGAGCAAAUUGGCAAACACAGCAGCUUCCUGUCUGUGGGCGGUGACUCUAUCAAAGCGAUGGCCGUCAUGUCAGAGUUCCGCAAACUCGGAGUCACCGUCCUAGUAGCUGAUCUGUUGCGGUACAAUGUUACUGAGAUCGCCUCUAAGCUGGAGGAGUCUGGCUCUGCGGAUGUGCUCCUGAGAAGCGAGACAGAUCACCUUCCCAUAUCACACCUACAGCGCACCUUCCUCGAGGCGUCCCGUUCGGGCAACAGCGCCAUACACCACGCCAUGUUACUGGAACUCAAUCACAAGAUUAGUAUCCAGCAGCUGAAUGAUGCCUUGGAUAGUAUCGUUUCUUCCUACCCAGCACUCACCCUCGGCUUCAAUGAGCAGAACGGGACAUGGUUGCAAACAUUCAGAGACCACGACGAGCUUGAAAACCCCGUUUACCACUUGAAUCUGAACCAUGUCUCUAGCUUGGAAGAAGCACAAGAAAUUAUGCAGCAUCGUCAGGCGUCAGUUGGUGUGAGUGGUAACCCAAAUCUCAUGAUCGAUCUGUUCUCUCUUCGCGGCACACAGCACAUUUCUCUCGUCGUGCAUGCAGCUAUCCUUAAUUCACAGUCUCUAAGUACUGUCAUCGGCCAUCUCGAUUACUUGCUUCAGUCAAAUGAUGAAAAAGAGGAAAACGUCUGGGAAAGUAAGCUUUUGUCCCGAGAUGAGUUCUCUCAUGCCUGGCUUGAUCACCUCAGGAGCGAUACUGGCAUGGAGCCUAUGAAUGGUCCAUUGCAAUCUGUCGCCCUUGAAUCUCUUAGUGGGUAUCGAGACUAUGUCACAGAGACGCUAGAACUCGGCUCCGAGAUUACUGGGCUUCUCACUGGACCGUGCAACCUAAAAUUUGGCACCAACGCGGGGGAUAUAUUUCUGGCGACCUUGAUCCUGUCAUACCACCAAAUUCUAGAAGAAAAUGACCACUCUACCUUAGCUAUUGUCGAAACAACCGCUACUGAGUCGACUCUUAGCAAACACUUGAGAGGUCAUGUCGGUCAAUUCUCUUCGCUGCAACCCGUGCAUGUGCCUGUGGAACACUCGGACCAAGUCACUCUUCAGCUAAUCCGGGAUACUAAGGACAAAGUUCGCCAGAGGGGGAUAGGUAGCAAGCUUGGCUCUUCCAAUGUCAUCUUCAACUACGGCUUGUCUAGCCGACUUACAGAAGGUAUCGUGUUGAAGCAAGCCACCCUCACUCGGCGACACGGCUUGGGCGCCAUCGUUCCCACAACUUUCGAGGUUUCAUGUCUGCUCGAAGAUGGACAGUUCAGAAUCACAGUCGGAUCCGAUCAGGUCAGCGCUCAGAAGCUAUUACUAUUUACCGACCAGUACAGACAGAACAUCACGCAAGCAGUCGAGAUCCUCGCGUCCAAUACAGCUAAGGAAUUCACUUUGGCGGACUUUCCAUUGCUCAAACUCGAUCAUCCAUCCCUUGAGAGAGUCAACCGUCAGCACCUUCCACGAGUUGGCCUUAGACCAAAUCAGAUAGAAGAUAUGUAUCCCUGCUCUCCGUUGCAGCAAGGUCUCCUUAUGAGCCAGGCUAGGAAGCAAGGCAGUUACAAUGUAUCCAUUGGAUGGGAGGUAGUCUCUUGCGGCGCAAACGACACAGUUGAUAUUGGCAGAUUGCUCUCCUCAUGGCAAAAGGUAGUCGACCAUCACCCUGCCCUGAGGACUAUAUUCACCGACGAAUUUGGCGGCAAGGAGCCAUACGCUCAAAUUGUUCUGAGACGUCCCAGGGCGGAGGUUUCGGUGAAACCUUGCUCAGAUGUCGAUGUUGCAUCUGUGCUGGAGGAGACGAUUGAACUAGGCACUAACCCUGUUGUCCCUCCACAUCGGUUCUCAAUCAAUGUCACAGCGGAUGAUAGAGUGUUCUGCCGAGUCGAUGCUAGUCAUACCAUUGUCGAUGGUGUAUCCAAGUCAUUGAUUCUAAGGGACCUGAAGCGAGCUUAUGCGGGGACUCUUCUUUCUCCCACUGGAGGCGCUAAGUACAGGGACUUCGUCCAAUAUGUUGCUGCAAACGACAUGUCCGCUAGCAUUUCUUUCUGGCAGAACCAUCUUGCCGAAGUCGAGCCCUGCUACUUUCCCAAAUUAGCUGAGGCUGAAGGUACACCUGAGCUGAAGUACGUCCAGGUAGAGCUAGGAAUACCUACCAGUGUUCUGCGUGACUUCUGUGUCUCCCAGAGUAUCACAAUCUCGAACCUUCUACAGACAGUCUGGGCACUCGUCUGUCGGGUGUAUGUCGGCCGAGAUGAUAUUUGUUUCGGUUACUUGGCAUCCGGAAGAGAUGCACCUGUCGAAGACCUAGUCAACAUGGUCGGGCCAACUAUCAGUGUCCUCAUUUGCAAGGCAUUGCUGGAGGACUCCACUAUUAUCAAGGACGCCUUGAAGGCUUGCCAGGAAGAGUUCCUUGAUUCUCUCGCACACCAGCACUGCUCGCUCGCCGAGAUUCAACAUUCACUUGGACUCGCAGGAAUGCCUCUGUUUAACACAGGCAUUUCCUUCCAGACAAUGACAGACGUUGAUAGUGACGACGUUAUCACCAAUAUUGACUUCGAGGGUCUCAUUGUACGGGAGCCGACAGAGUACAAUAUCACGGUUCACGUUGUCGAUUCGCCAAACAACGUGGACAUCAAACUCGGAUAUUGGACUGAUUGUAUCUCAGAAUCCCGAGCUGGAUCCGUAUCGGGAACAUUCUCUGCCAUCCUCAAAUCCGUGGUCGAACAUCCAGAGGCCCGAGUUGAUCAGCUCAAUGUUAUCGGCCGGUAUGAUUUGUCGCAGAUUGUAUCUUGGAAUCAGGAUGUGCCGGAGAUUUCAUCGUACACAGUACCGGACCUCGUGCUCCAACAGAUUACGCGUACCCCUCAUGCUAUUGCGAUUGACACCAUGGCCGAAAAGAUAACCUAUCAGGAUUUUGGACGGAUGUGGCUGUCGUUGUCUCGAUACUUGACCAGGCUUGGUAUUGGCGCCGGGGAUUACGUGCCUUUGACGUUCGAAAAGUCAGCAUGGGCUAUCGUUGCCAUGUUUGCUGUUCUGGGUACUGGAGCUGCGUUCGUCCCUCUGGAUCCUAAAACCCCGGUGGAGCGCCUACGCGAGGCCUCUAUUCAAACUGCUGCUAACGUUGUUCUUGCAUCUCCGAAAUAUGCUUCAAACUGGAACGACCUUAUUCCAACCAUUGUCAGUGUUGACCAGGAUCUCCUCGACAAGCUGAACGAAGAACAAGACGAUCUCGACCAAGGUGUCGUGAGAGCCCGCCCCCAUCAUGAUGCCUACGUUAUCUUCACUUCGGGCAGCACAGGCAAGCCAAAAGGAUGUGUUGUGCAGCAUUCUGCAUUCUGCUCUGGAGCCCUGGCUCAAGGAAAGCUUGCCUGUCUGGGUCCCUCAUCACGAGUACUGCAGUUUGCUUCCUACAGCUUCGACGUUAGUCUGCUGGAAAUCAUGACAUCACUCAUGUUUGGUGCAUGCAUUUGCGUGCCGGACGAAGACUUGAGCAAGGACAUCAAGCACUGCAUCAACGUGCUCAAUAUCAACUGGACAUUCCUUACGCCAUCUGUCCUUAAGCUUUUACAACCGUCCGAUGUGCCCUCAUUGAAGACUUUGGUUCUUGGCGGCGAAGCUCUCUCAAAGGGUGACAUUCUCAACUGGGCUGACAGGGUACAGCUGUACAACGGAUACGGACCUAGUGAGUGCUCUGUGGCAGCAGCAGCUAACCCAGGAUUGCAACCUACUACCGAUCCAGCCAACAUUGGACAUGCUGUUGGUGGUGUGCUCUGGAUUGUUGAUGCCAAGCAACCUUCGAAGCUACUUCCCAUUGGUGCUGUUGGUGAGCUCUUGAUUUCAGGUCCAAUUCUGGCGAGAGGCUACCUGGGUGAUCCUGAGAAAACAGCAGCCGCCUUUGUCAAACAGAAGAGCUUUGUUCCAGGAUCUCACAAGCGUGAGCGGUAUUACCGCACUGGUGAUCUUGUGCGAUACAAUGCAGAUGGCACGAUUCAUUUCACCGGCAGAGCUGAUGGGCAGGUGAAGAUUCGCGGCCAGCGGGUUGAAUUGGGCGAGAUCGAGUACAAUAUCGAGCGUGAUGAGAAUAUCCACCAGGCACUCACUUUGCUCCCAUCUCAGGGCCCAUUCAAGAAGCAGCUAUUGGCCGUUGUUUCUUUCAAAGGCUUCGAUCUCCCUGUUGAGGAGGGACGAUUAACUCUCGUGCCGGAGGACAGGAGACCCAAGAUUAUGGCGGUCGUGACCAGAAUCGCUAACACCAUAUCUGCAGCCCUCCGGAUUUACAUGGUGCCGGCCCUGUGGGUACCAGUGAACGCGAUCCCCUUGUUGCCUUCCGGAAAGCUGGACCGGAAGAAGGUCCGGCGAUGGGUCGAGACCCUGGACGAUGCCACAUAUGAGCAGAUUGCCAACGUAGGAUCCAAAGCUAGCGGCCGCGGCCCGAGUACACCUGCCGAAUUUGAGCUGAGACGCAUUUGGGCCUCCGUGCUAAAUCGACCCGAAGAGCAAAUCAGUAUGGAGCGGUCCUUCCAAAGCCUUGGUGGCGAUUCCAUCUCCGCUAUGCAGGUUAUCGCCCAGUGCCGUGAUGCCAAGCUCUCGCUCGCAGUUAAGGAUCUCAUUCAGUGUCCCACUAUCGCCGAACUGGCACCGAGAGUGCGACCUUUGGACGAAGAUGCUGAGCCAAUGGAAGACGAUAUUGGUGUUCCGUUUAAUCUUUCUCCUCAGCAGACCUGGGAGUUCGACCUGAAACAGCACUGCGAUCUCAAUCGUUACAACACUACGUUCCUGCUAUCGGUUCAUUCUGAUUCCGACCUAAAACCGGUCGUGGAUGCAACAGUAGAGCGUCAUCCCAUGCUCCGUGCUCGGUUCCAGCGCGAUGAAUCGGGCCGCUGGAUGCAGUAUAUUCCUCUUGACCGGUCCAAUAGUCAUCUGUACCAGGAGUUGGAAGUGCCUGACUUGGAAGCUAUUGAACCAUACACUGCGCCCAACCAGUCUGGCUUCGAUUUGCAGCGUGGUCCAUUGAUGCGUGCGAUUAUUUUCAAGCUUCCGAACGGAGACCGGUACGUUGGACUUACUGUACACCACAUGGUUAUCGACACCGUUUCAUGGCGCAUUCUUCUCCAAGAUAUGCAACAAGGCUUAUCCACCGGGACAAUCACCUCCCACCGUUCCGACUCAUUUGCCUUGUGGUGCCGUAAACUCAAGGAGCACGCUGAUGAGAAAUGGACUCCCAAAUAUGUACUACCUUUCUCGAUUCCUGCUCCACUGUACGAUUACUGGCAGAUGGAGGAAUCCAUGAACCUUUUCGUGACCGAAACUAUCCAGGAGUUCUCUCUGGACACCAAGACAACCGCCCGCUUGAUGGGAAAUUGCAACCAUCAGUACCAGACUAAGCCACUUGACAUCUUCUUGUCGGCGAUCUUCCAUGCCUUCAGCGCGACGUUCACUGACCGUCCCGUACCUGCGGUCUUUAUCUACAGUCAUGGUCGGGAUGAGUUUGGUGGAGAUCUUGAUGUAUCUAACACUAUCGGAUGGUUUACCUCCUCCACUCCGGUAGUGAUAAACCCAUCUGGAGAUAUUGUCGACGACCUGCAGGCUGUGCGAGAUGCGCGCGCCAGUGUGCCAGGCAAUGGAGUUCCCUACUGGGCAACCCGCUGGCUGACCGACGAUGGCCAUGCCGCCUUUGAACAUCACAGCCCCUUCGAGUUGUCUAUGAACUACCUUGGCCAGUAUCAGCAGCUGGAGCGCGACGAUUCGGUACUUCGUUAUGUGGAUGUGAAGAAGCCCAAGGCAACUGGAUCUGGGUCCGGUCUCCUCCGCACCGCGCUGGUUGAGACGCAAGCCAUUGUUAUCGGUGACUCGCUGCAGAUCAAGUUCGUUUAUAACACGCGCAUGGCCCGGCAGAAGCAGCUCCUCGACUGGCAGGCCAAGGUGAAGGAUUCGCUACUGGAGAUUGCCAAUCGCCUCGGAGAUGGUGUUGAGACUGAGUGA